UAUGACCCCGGCGAUUAACACUCUGAAUCUUUGGUCCGGCCGGGACUUUUUCUAGUCAGCUUGAUUGUCUAGGUAUAUUCUUAGGAGAAAUAUGUUUAUUCAUGGAUCACCUUCUCGCCUCUCCUCCACGUCACGCGAGCCUGCCGAAUCUUCUGCAUGUUAUUUGAUGACACAUACAGUACUUUGAGUAUUCAGGGCGUAUUUUUCGGCCAUUCCAAAAUGGUAUUACUCUCCUGUGCCACUUCAUGAUGCGGUAUGCGGGACUACCGUCCGUAUAGGACCGUUCUUUCUCAUCCCAUCCACCAUGCUACCCUUAUCUCUGGGUUGGAAAAGUCUUCUUGUGCUCUGCUUUACUGUCCUCGGGGCCUCUUCGUCGGUGAUAAACACGACGGUUGCACUGGACUACGGAACAUUCACCGGGUUGCAAGACGAGGAUGCAGGAAUUAUCUACUUUCGCGGAAUAGCAUUUUCGGACCCUCCUGUGAACGAUCUGAGGUGGAGGGCACCAGUGUUCCCUCCUUCUAAUCAUCUGGGGAACGUAGAUGCUACUCAAUUUGGCGAUGUAUGCAUUGAAACGGCCACGUCUACAGUUCCUAGUGGUGCCUCUGAGGACUGUUUGUUCAUCAAUGUCAACAUCCCCAUUGGAACUGAUACCGCUGAUAAACUACCGGUCUUGAUCUACUUUCAUGGCGGCGGAUUUCAAAGUGGCAGUUCGAUUGGGUUCCCGCCAAAUGCUUUGUUUCAAUCCUCAGCUAAACCAUUCAUUUACGCUUCGUCGCAGUAUCGCUUGGGACAGUUUGGAUUUCUGGGCGGCUCGAAGCUAAAGGCUAAUGGCGCCCUGAACGCAGGACUGCUGGACCAACGGGCUGCUCUUCGAUGGCUCCAGAAAUAUAUUUCCCACUUUGGUGGCGAUCCUAAGCGCGUGACAAUUUGGGGCGAAUCAGCAGGCGCCGGGUCUACGAUGUUCCAGGUUGUUGCGAACGGAGGUGACACGGAAGGUCUCUUCGUAGCAGCAAUGGGUGAUAGUCCUUCCAUGAGCUUCACACCUGCAUUCGAUAGUGUAUAUGUCGAAGGGAUUUUCACAGAUUUCGCAGUAAACGUGGGCUGUGACCCAGACAAGGACCCUAUGACGUGUCUCCGCGAAGCUGAUGUGAACGAUCUAACAGCGGCUGGGAAUAAGGUUCUCGCGUCAAAGCCCACGACUAUUUUUUCCUUUGCCCCUAUCUUGGAUGGUUCGUUCAUAUCGAAAAGGCCCGUGGAGGCUUUCAGAGAAAGGACCUUUGCUCAGAUACCUCUCUUCUAUGGCUCCAAUACCAACGAAGGCGCCGACUGGUCUUCCAAUAUCGCAGCGCCAUGGGCGAACACCAGAACCCCCAAUGCCACAGAAGACACCGUAUACUUCUUUUUGCAAGGCCAGUAUCAUACCUUUACAAACGAGAGCUUCGUCAAGGCUCUGGAGCUCUACCCGCUCGCGGAUUAUAGCAAUUCGUUUGACUUGCAAGGCCAACAGAUGUAUGGGGAGAUGCGAUAUAUCUGUACAGCCAUUUUGAUUACCGAAGCUGCUAAGCAAUCCGGACUCGACGCGUUCCAGUAUCGGUACGAUAACCCACAUCUCGGUUCGAACCAUGGCGCCGAUCUCGCAGCGCUCUUUCCUUCUUCUUCGUCUUCGGCGAAUGCAGAUGAUUUAGCACUCUUCGAAGCCAUGCGUGAGUAUUGGACAUCGUUUGCGACCGGCGGCACGCCCAUGGCGCAAAAUGAACCAGAAUGGACUGCUAAGGGGAACCCGCGCAUGUUGCUUCAUCCUGGUGGUAUACACCUUGAGAAUAUUACGGACGCGUUGUCUGCCAGGUGCAAUUUCUGGCACGGCCUGAAGGAGGAGAUUAAGAUUUGAUGCGGGCGACAGAUUUCGUUCUUUACCCUCAGCUGUUUGUAACGAGAUUGCUUGCGGUCCUUCCAUAGCCUUAAUUUGAAUGAUCGUCUAUUCAACAGUAUAAGUCUUAGAUCG
Molecule: messenger RNA, 2005 nt
Organism: Desarmillaria tabescens
Lineage: Eukaryota; Fungi; Basidiomycota; Agaricomycetes; Agaricales; Physalacriaceae
Product: Alpha/Beta hydrolase protein
Exons: 12
Coding region: 305-1891 (528 amino acids)
Source: RefSeq, a predicted model, not a curated record